AUGCCGAAGGGUUUUCUUACCGCCUUGAUUGAAAAAGGAGCCGACAUUAAAGUCCAGAAUAGAAACGAAUGUCUACAAAACCUUUAUUCUUCCGCACUGCACCAGGCGGUAUCUAUAAACAACCUGAAGGCUGUUAGAGUGCUCACAGGAAGUUUGGACCACGAGGCUCUUAAUAUGCAAAACGCAUACGGACAGACUGCACUGCACAUAGCCGCCCAAAAGCGGUAUACUCCACAGGAGGAACCCGAAAUGCAAAUGUGUAUAGAUUUGCUCUUGGGAAAGACGUAUGAGAACGUGGAUAAAGAGACUUUGCAGCCCAGUCCAGAGCCAUGGAAUGAACAGGCGCAGAGACCCCACGUCGAGAUAGAUACGCAAGACGAGUGCACCGGAAGCACAGCGCUGCACGACGCCGCGUUCUACGCAAACAACUCGACUGUGCUGGCUUUACUCGACGGUGGAGCUGACAUAAUGUUAAAU
Molecule: messenger RNA, 477 nt
Organism: Gryllus bimaculatus (two-spotted cricket)
Lineage: Eukaryota; Metazoa; Arthropoda; Insecta; Orthoptera; Gryllidae
Source: the annotation of a GenBank genome assembly